This is a messenger RNA of Caenorhabditis elegans, 897 nucleotides long. RefSeq names its product Serpentine receptor class delta-34 (gene srd-34). Gene Ontology annotation, cellular component: membrane. Bases 1 to 897 code for a protein of 298 amino acids. The transcript has 7 exons. The record is from RefSeq and is marked reviewed. Lineage: Eukaryota; Metazoa; Nematoda; Chromadorea; Rhabditida; Rhabditidae.
AUGGAUGUAUCCAAUGAGAAUGCCAACUCUAGUAUUAUGACAAUGGAAGCAAAUUUUUUCAUGUGCAUAAUAGUUGUCUUCACACAAGUCAGACCUGUGAACAAUCCAGAAUCGUCAGCAUAUCUUUUUAGCGGGUUUUGUAGACACACUCAUAAAAAUGCUUGCUUUUUCAGUUUUGAUUUUUUCCAGUUAGUCUUUGAUGCCUCGUCCUUUGCAAUUCCUGCUACAUUGUUUUACAAAUAUACAAAAGUAACAAAUAUUAAUAUGAAAAACAUAACUAAAAAUCAAAUCAGAAUGAUUCUUUUAAGCUCUUACCUUCUAUCUUUAAUUGUGGGGGUGAUCUAUGUGAUAACGUACGAACCAGACGAAUCUCUUGAGGUUGCUUCAGAGACCAGGAAGUUUCAUUCAACACAAUAUGAUUUCCGGUACUAUGCGGAUAUCACUGGAUAUCAAAAACAUUUUUGGAGCUGGUUAGCAACAAAUUUGAAUAUGAUAAGCAUUUUCGUCCCACCAAUCAUGAGUAUUGUGUUUAUUAGACUAAUACAAAUUAAACUCAACAGUUUAAAACAUUUAUUUACUGAUAAAACUGCUGCUCAAGCCAAGAAGUUUGAUCUUGCUUUGACGAUUCAGACACUUGUCCCUGCAGUUUGUGUGAUUCCUAUAUACAUAGCUCACUUAAUACUUGAGAAUUAUGACUUGCCGUUUCUCUCAAAUUUUGAAAAAGUUCUAUAUAUGAUGCUUUCUCUUCCAACAGCUAUUGAUGCGUUCAUUGUUAUUGUCACCAUCACACCGUACCAAAAAGCCUUUAUUGCGUUUUUCAAGGAUACGUUUUGUGGCAAAAAAGUUUCACCUGCAAUUGUUAGACGUAACAAUAUUUCGGCUGUUUCCAUUUUUUGA